AAUUCAUUCGAGAGCCAACUUUCGAACGCGAUAGUUCAUAUAUUUAAGAAUUCGCUUGUGUUAAUUAUAUAAAAUCAAAAGAUGUCUGGCAAAGGAAAGGACCCAAUGUCAUUUGCUAAGGAUUUCUUAGCUGGUGGUAUCUCAGCUGCUGUCUCAAAAACAGCUGUCGCUCCCAUCGAACGUGUGAAAUUGAUUCUUCAAGUUCAAGCCGCUAACAAGCAAAUUGAAGCUGGCAAAGAAUAUAAGGGUAUCAUCGAUUGUUUCGUUCGUAUUCCAAAGGAGCAGGGCAUGCUUGCUUUCUGGCGUGGUAACUUGGCCAAUGUCAUCAGAUACUUCCCAACCCAGGCCCUCAACUUUGCCUUCAAGGACGUUUACAAACAAAUCUUCUUGGGUGGAGUUGACCAGAAGACACAAUUCUGGCGUUACUUCCUCGGAAACUUAGGAUCUGGUGGUGCUGCUGGAGCUACAUCCCUCUGUUUUGUCUAUCCUUUGGAUUACGCUCGUACACGUUUGGGUGCUGAUGUUGGUAAAGGAAAUGCAGAUCGUCAAUACACUGGUUUGGUUGACUGUAUUAAGAAGACAUUGAAAACUGAUGGUGCUAUUGGUUUGUACCGUGGCUUCAGUGUGUCAGUCCAAGGUAUCAUCAUCUACCGUGCAGCAUACUUCGGUUGCUAUGACACAGCUCGUGGAUCAUUGCCAGAUCCAAAGAACUCUCCAUUCAUUGUUAACUUCGCUAUCGCACAGGUUGUAACAAUCUGCUCGGGUAUCUUGUCAUAUCCAUUCGACACAGUCAGACGGCGAAUGAUGAUGCAGUCAGGCCGUGCAAAGGCUGAUAUCAUGUACAAGAACACAUUGGACUGCUGGGUCAAGAUCGGCAAGCAAGAGGGCUCACGUGCCUUCUUCAAGGGUGCAUUGUCUAACGUUUUCCGUGGUACUGGCGGUGCUCUCGUCUUGGUACUUUAUGACGAACUCAAGAAGCUCAUAGCCUAAAUUUAAUGAACCAUAACAAGCAAAUAAACAACAUAAACAAUAUCCGAGGAAGCAAAGAUUGAGCAUAAGACCAGGACAGGAAUAGAAAUUAAAAAUCUUUGCUAAAAUUCCAAUAACCUUCCCCCAUCGAGACAAAUGAAAAUUAUUUUCAUUUUCCCCUCUGAACCGUUAAAAUCAGCGGUAACAAGAAUCAUAAUUAAAAUUCAGUUAAGAUUGCAAGCAAAAGUAACACAAAAACAAAAAAAAAAGAAAUUAAAAAGGAAACAUCAAUUGAAAUAAUUUAUUUGAAUAAAUUUGGUUUAGUCUGUAGCUAUUAUUGAUGGUUAAAAUUCUUCAGUCAAAAUUCAAAAGUUUUCGUGUUUUCCUUUUUGGUGGGUUCUAAUUCAUCUUCAGGUCAUCUCACUUUCAAUGAGUUUUCUGAAACAACAUAGACAAAUGACUCAAGACAUUCCCAUCUGACUACCUGCAAGUCUCGACAAAUUAAACGAAAAUUGAAAGCUGACAAUGCAAAAAAAAUUACUUGGGAUUAUCUACCUGUGAUCCUUCUGCAUUAUUUACCUGAUCGAACUCUUUUCUUGCCGACCAAAUAUGAAAACUCGACUUCGUUUGCUUUUAAAUCAAUCGCAUCGGAAAACAAAACUCAAAUUCCCAACUUAAACUUUUAUUUGCACUUUAACGAGAAUGAUAAAUGAAAAUCGAGCGAAUGAUGAUAAAAUCUUUGCAAUAGUAUUUAAAGUUAAUUUGAAUUGAAUGUGAGAAGGAAACAAUCGAAAGAAGUUGUUUUAAUUCUAUUAAUAGUGGACACACAAGCGAAUUCUUUUUGAAUAAAUUUUGACUUUUUCGUCCAGCAAAAGCUUUCAUCUUGAUCGUUGAAAGGGAAAAAAGCUUACGGAAAAUGAUAAAAUAAAAUUCACCAAAAAAAUUAGAAAAAGAGAAAAAGAAAA
Clunio marinus is the source of this 1934-nucleotide messenger RNA. The record is from the annotation of a GenBank genome assembly. NCBI's taxonomy places the organism in Eukaryota, Metazoa, Arthropoda, Insecta, Diptera, Chironomidae.